CCCACUGCAUCCCACCGAUACUAUUCUGACCCCGCCGCACGCACCCAUACCCAGCAAAGCAAGCCCGCCGAUCCGGCUCGGUCGCCGGCGAGGCGAUGGAAUCGGCGGGGAACGACCGGAGGGGCGCGGCACUGGGGGGCCUGGCGGUGCUCCCCGACGAGCUGCUCUGCGCCAUCGUCGACCUCCUCCAGCCCACCGACAUCGGCCGCCUCGCAUGCGUGAGCAGUGUCAUGUACAUACUUUGCAACGAGGAACCUCUCUGGAUGAGUAAAUAUCUUUUUGUUGGUGGUCAUUUUGAGUACAAAGGUUCUUGGAAGAAAACAACGUUGUCUAGGUUGGAUUGCUUCAUUUUCAGGCUUAAUCUUUGCUCCGAAAAAAGUGAGCUUGAGCAGAAGGCUCGUCAUUUUGAUGGAUUCAACUCAUUGUACUUAUACAGGAGAUGGUAUAGAUGUUUUACUACUUUGAGUAGUUAUUCCUUUGACAAUGGCCAUGUGGAAAGAAAGGAUGAUCUUUCUUUGGAUCAUUUCCGUUCUCAGUAUGAUGGAAAAGGCCCAGUUUUGCUUGGUAAGCUGGCUGAAUCCUGGCCAGCGAGGACGAAAUGGUCAAUGCAGCAGCUGGUACAUGAUUAUGGUGAAGUUACAUUUAGGAUAUCACAAAGAAGCCCUAAGAAGAUAAUAAUGAAACUGAAAGACUAUGUUUCUUACAUGGAACUCCAGCAUGAUGAAGACCCUCUUUACAUAUUUGAUGAUAAGUUUGGAGAAUCAGCACCAGCACUAUUGGAAGAUUACAGAGUCCCUCAUUUAUUUCAAGAAGAUCUUUUUGAUGUCUUGGAUUAUGAACAAAGACCAGCUUUCAGAUGGUUCAUUAUUGGACCAGAAAGAUCAGGUGCCUCUUGGCAUGUUGAUCCAGGAUUAACCAGUGCGUGGAAUACUCUUCUUUGUGGCCGAAAAAGAUGGGCACUGUACCCUCCAGGAAGAGUGCCUGGUGGUGUCACAGUGCAUGUAAGUGCUGAAGAUGGUGAUGUUGACAUUGAUACUCCAACAUCUUUGCAGUGGUGGCUUGAUAUCUAUCCUCAUCUUGCCGAACACGAGAAGCCACUGGAAUGCACACAAUUGCCAGGAGAGACUAUAUUUGUUCCUAGUGGAUGGUGGCAUUGUGUUUUAAACCUUGAGACAACAGUUGCAGUUACACAAAAUUUUGUCAAUCAAUCAAAUUUUGAGCAUGUAUGUCUAGACAUGGCACCUGGUCACUGUCACAAAGGAGUUUGUCGUGCUGGCUUACUUGCUGUUCCAGGAAAAUCUGUUAGAGAUAUGGAAAAUCAUCCACCUGGAACAAUUACAUUGAACCACAAUGACAUGACCUGUACAGAAGAAAGACUGAAAGGUUCAGGGUCCGUAAGAGCUUCAAACAGUGAAAGCCAGUAUUCUUCAUUUGAGUUCUCAGAUGUCGACAAAAGUUUGGAGAACCAAGUUUUCUCGUAUGAUAUAGGUUUCUUAUCUCAAUUCCUUGAGAAAGAAAAAGAUCACUAUACUUCUGUCUGGAGUCCUACUAAUCCAAUUGGCCAGAGAGAAGCAAGAGAAUGGCUGCGAAGGUUAUGGGUUCUUAAACCUGAACUGAGAGGACUAAUAUGGAAGGGUGCAUGCCUAGCAAUAAAUGUGGACAAAUGGUAUGCAUGCUUAGAGGAAAUAAGGGCAUGCCAUAGUUUACCGGCACCGUCAGAGGAUGAGAAGCUUCCUGUUGGGACAGGUAGCAACCCAGUCUUCAUUGUCUCUGACAAUGUGAUUAAAAUCAAUGCUGAAGGAGGCUUGGGUUAUUCUGCCCAUGGUUUAGGCACAGAGCUUGAGUUCUAUGAUCUUCUGCGAAAAGUAGGCUCGCCUUUGGUCAACCACAUCCCUGAGAUCAUUGCAAGUGGCUUUCUUGUGUACGAAGAUGGCGUCUACAGAACAGUCCCAUGGAAUGGAAAAGGAAUGCCAGAUGUUUUGGCUAAAUACUAUCCUCUGGAGCUUUCUUACGCAAACAGCUGUUUUCCUCUUGGGUUAUGGAGCAAACAACAGUUUGGAAUGGAUGGUUCCGCUGAAUCUUCAAACAGACCUAUUUGGCCUUACAUGGUUACCAGAAAAUGCAAAGGGGAUAUCUUUGCUCAUGUCCGUGAUACAUUGUCCAAGGCUGACCUAUUGAAUCUUGCAUCAUCCUUGGGAGUUCAAAUGCGAAAUAUCCAUUUAUUACCCCUUCCACAUGGGGAAUCAUUACCCGAACCUGAGGACAAUAAUGUGAAAGACAGUGAUCCACCUGAAUGGAAACAAGUAAUUUCUACUCUAAACAGAAGAAAGAAUAAUAUAAAGAAGCACCUAGCUAACUGGGGGGGCACCGUACCAACAGUUUUAAUUGAGAAGGCUGAAGAAUAUCUCCCUCCUGAUAUGAAUUCUCUAAUCAAGUUUGUUAAGGAUGGCGACGGUGACUCGGUGUACACAUUCCCUUCUUGGAUACAUUCAGAUAUUAUGGACGAUAACAUUCUUACUCAGAGGGCUCCCGAAAUGGGUUCCCUCACUGAUACCAAAAGCACUGGUGACGGAGAUCUGGAGAAACUGAAUGAAAUCCAUAUCAUUGACUUCAGUGAUCUGUACAUUGGGGAUCCUCUAUGCGACUUAAUUCCGCUGCACUUGGAUGUUUUCCGUGGUGAUAUUGAUCUUCUGAGGGAGUACCUUAGAAGCUAUCAGCUUCCUUUCCUCAGAGGGAAAUCAAACGACGACAUCUACAAGUCGGUGCAAAAUUCGAAGUUCAGCACCGCAUCAUAUCGCGCGAUGUGCUACUGCAUACUGCACGACGACAACGUCUUGGCGGCUAUAUUUGGCCUGUGGAAGGAGCUGAGGGAUGCAACGUCGUGGGAGGAUGUCGAGCACUUGGUCUGGGAUGACCUGAACCGAUACCAGCAAUCGUCGCCUACACCCUCUAGCUAGCUCACUCGUCACGACUACCAAUACAUACGCUCAAAAGAAAUGGUCCCUUUGGCAUAUUGCCCAGCUUCAUAAGAGCAAAAAAAUAAAAAGUAAUAAGGGGCAAAACAUUUUGUUUACUCUGGGACGGAGAGAGUACUUUUAGAUUGGAAUGUGCACUUUCAUAGUAUGAAACUCACUCGACAUUUCGGCAAAAGAAUUAGGACCUCACUUGCAUUUAACUCCUUUUUAAUCAUGUAAGAUUCAAGAUAGCAUGUAAACUUGUACUAUUUUGUUCUAUACCAAUAUUGUGGACCAGAAAGGAAUUCUAUA
Messenger RNA from Triticum dicoccoides, 3266 nucleotides. Its product is annotated as F-box protein At1g78280-like. NCBI's taxonomy places the organism in Eukaryota, Viridiplantae, Streptophyta, Magnoliopsida, Poales, Poaceae. The transcript is spliced from 16 exons. The record is from RefSeq and is a predicted model, not a curated record. Bases 96 to 2957 code for a protein of 953 amino acids. Gene Ontology annotation, cellular component: cytoplasm. Gene Ontology annotation, molecular function: protein binding.